Messenger RNA from Tetrahymena thermophila SB210, 396 nucleotides. Its product is annotated as transmembrane protein, putative. NCBI's taxonomy places the organism in Eukaryota, Ciliophora, Oligohymenophorea, Hymenostomatida, Tetrahymenidae. The transcript has a single exon. The record is from RefSeq and is a predicted model, not a curated record.
AUGCAUCAACCAAUUAUAUUUUACAAAACCUCAUUAACAUAAGCACUGAAGUAAAAUAAUUAAAACGUUGAUACAGAUCAAUAAACUCUCUAAGGACUAUUAUACUUUUAAUAAAUUGUUUUAAGAAGAUUAAAUCUUCUAAUAGGUACUGAAAUUGCAUGUUACUAUUCAGUCCUUGGAAUUGUCAUUAUUUAAUCAUCUCAAAUAAUCUAUGCUAUUCCCUAUGCUCUCUUUUACUUAUAAAAAAAUAGGAAAAAAACUGAAGAGAACAAAAAAUAAAUAAAUUUUAAAAAAUCCUCUCUGAUCUAAAAAAAAUAUGAAAAAAUAAAAAUUAAUUAAAUAAAAAAAUAAACAAAUAAAAUCAAACAAAUAAAUAAAUAUUAAUUAAUCAAAUGA